Messenger RNA from Cucurbita moschata (crookneck pumpkin), 741 nucleotides. Its product is annotated as putative pectinesterase 52. The record is from RefSeq and is a predicted model, not a curated record. NCBI's taxonomy places the organism in Eukaryota, Viridiplantae, Streptophyta, Magnoliopsida, Cucurbitales, Cucurbitaceae. Gene Ontology annotation, molecular function: pectinesterase activity. Gene Ontology annotation, biological process: cell wall modification. The transcript has 4 exons. The coding region runs from base 1 to 741 and encodes 246 amino acids.
AUGGAACAAAUUUUGUUAAUAACAACGUUGUUGUUGUUACUUUGUCUCAAUGUUUCAAAAGCAUUAGAUUGUGAGUUGAAUCCUAAUGAUCCUAAUAGAGUUGCAUAUACUAUUGUUGUUGACAAAUCAGGAAGUGUGAAGAGACAAGAAGAUAUAGCACCAGCGGUUGCAGCUCUCAUAGAAGGAGAUAAAGGGAUUUUCCAUAAGUGUGGUUUUGUUGGUCUGCAAGAUACCUUGUGGGAUGGAAAUGGUCGCCAUCGCUAUACCGAAUGCUACAUUGAAGGUGUAACCGAUGUCAUAUCUGGCGCUGGUCAAUCUAUAUACGAGAACUGUGAGAUAAAUAUACCAGUCGACCUAUAUGCUCCAGUGAUAGGACAUGGUUACAUAACAGCUCAAGGGAAGGAAGACUCAAGUCAAACCAAUGGGUUUGUAUUCAUUGGAUGCUCAGUGAUUGGAAGUGGGACUGUCUAUCUUGGGAGGGCUUACAGACCUUUCUCCACAGUUAUUUACUAUUCAUCUUUCCUAUCAGCUUGUAUUAACCCUGCUGGUUGGGAUCCUUGGGAACAAGUUGGCCAUGAGGCGAGUUUGACUUAUGCAGAAACACGUUGUGUUGGACCAGGAGCAGACACUUCGAAGCGUGUGUCUUGGCUUCAAAAUCUUAGUAUAGAUGAGAUUAGACACUUUACGAGUAUUUCUUUCAUUGAUCAGGAAGGUUGGACAUUGAAGCUUCCUCUAUUUUAG